Pipistrellus kuhlii (Kuhl's pipistrelle) is the source of this 1885-nucleotide messenger RNA. It is a transcript of the gene RNF130, whose product is annotated as ring finger protein 130. The record is from RefSeq and is a predicted model, not a curated record. The transcript is spliced from 9 exons. Lineage: Eukaryota; Metazoa; Chordata; Mammalia; Chiroptera; Vespertilionidae. The coding region runs from base 62 to 1357 and encodes 431 amino acids.
CCCUCGGCGCCGGCGGCCGGGGAGCCAGGCCCGCGGCGGCGGCGGCGGCGGCGGCGGGACGAUGGGCGGCGCGGCGCGGGCGGGCCGGGCCCGGCUCGCGGCGCUCGCGCUGCUGGCCUGCGGGCUGUGGCCGGCGCGGGCGGACAACGCGAGCCAGGAGUACUACACGGCGCUCAUCAACGUGACGGUGGCGGAGCCGGGCCGCGGCGCGCCGCUCACCUUCCGCAUCGACCGCGGCCGCUACGGGCUCGACUCGCCCAAGGCCGAGGUGCGCGGCCAGGUGCUGGCGCCGCUGCCCAUCCACGGAGUUGCUGAUCAUCUGGGCUGUGAUCCUCAAACCCGGUUCUUUAUCCCUCCCAAUAUCAAACAGUGGAUUGCCUUGCUGCAGCGGGGAAACUGCACAUUUAAAGAGAAAAUAUCACGGGCUGCUUUCCACAAUGCCGUUGCCGUAGUCAUCUACAACAAUAAGUCCAAGGAGGAGCCAGUCACCAUGACUCACCCAGGCACUGGAGAUAUUAUUGCUGUCAUGAUUACAGAACUGAGGGGUAAGGAUAUUUUGAGUUAUCUGGAGAAAAACAUCUCUGUACAAAUGACAAUAGCUGUUGGGACGCGAAUGCCACCAAAGAACUUCAGCCGAGGCUCGCUAGUCUUCGUGUCAAUAUCCUUUAUUGUUUUGAUGAUUAUUUCUUCAGCAUGGCUCAUAUUCUACUUCAUUCAGAAGAUCAGAUACACAAAUGCACGCGACAGGAACCAGCGUCGUCUUGGAGAUGCAGCCAAGAAAGCCAUCAGCAAAUUGACAACCAGAACAGUGAAGAAGGGCGAUAAGGAAACAGACCCGGACUUCGAUCACUGUGCCGUCUGCAUAGAGAGCUAUAAGCAAAAUGACGUCGUCCGGAUUCUCCCCUGCAAGCAUGUUUUCCACAAGUCCUGCGUGGAUCCCUGGCUUAGUGAACAUUGUACCUGUCCUAUGUGCAAACUUAACAUUUUGAAAGCCCUGGGAAUUGUGCCAAACUUGCCCUGCACUGAUAACGUAGUGCUUGAUAUGGAAAGGCUCACCAGGACCCAGGCCGUUAACCGAAGAUCAGCCCUCGCUGACCUCGCCAACGACAACUCCCUCGGCCUCGAGCCGCUUCGAACGUCGGGGAUCUCGCCUCUCCCUCAGGACGGGGAGCUCACUCCAAGGACGGGAGAGAUCAACAUCGCAGUAACAAAAGAAUGGUUUAUUAUUGCCAGUUUUGGCCUCCUCAGUGCUCUCACACUCUGCUACAUGAUCAUCAGAGCCACAGCUAGCUUGAAUGCUAAUGAGUGGCCACUUCUUUCAUCGAAGCUCUCUGUCCCCUCGGAGCCUGGUGUAUGAGAGCGAAUUCUCCACACUUGAACCUUCUUUGGACAUGUAUGAUGAGAACAAAACCUGAUUUUUUAAAAAGGGGCCGUUGGGGUCACCUCUUCUGUGAUUUGAUACAUGAUCACCUUCCUUGUUUUGUAUUCUUCUGUCAGCGUCUGUUUUGGAAGAACGGCGGUGCUUUCCAAGCUCAGGUUGGGGCUCCGGGUUGGAUGGCAAAGACCCCCUGGUGAGGCUUUGAGAACAGCCUAUUUCCCAGGUGACCUGGUGGCACCCAAAGCCGCCCCCCGCUGGCCGCAGACCACGGGCCCGACAAGCCCGGCUGUUUGCAGAAGAGUCGGCCCCGGAGAACGGUGCGUCGUAAACGAGUCUGAGCAGCCACGCGCUCUGGGCGGGGCGAUGCUGGCAUUUUUAAAUACCUUGUGCUCCUCGCGACGCCCACUGCGCGCUUCUCACCCACGUGGGCACGAGUUGCUGCUGCAUGGCCCACUCUGUCUCCUCCCGUCUCUUAAUCUACUUCCUGUCAAAAGGCCUCUUUCUGAA